Molecule: messenger RNA, 246 nt
Organism: Fibroporia radiculosa
Lineage: Eukaryota; Fungi; Basidiomycota; Agaricomycetes; Polyporales; Fibroporiaceae
Exons: 2
Coding region: 1-246 (81 amino acids)
Source: RefSeq, a predicted model, not a curated record
AUGCUUUGGGCUGUUUCGACAUCUGCGGGACAGAAGCGUAGUCUAGAGACCCCGGAGCCGCUCACAUCGCAACAGGCGAAGAAGGCUAAGGGAGCGGAUACGCGAGAGGAGUCGUCUGGUGUGUGCGGGGGUACCCCUCACACGGGCUCGUUGCCUGUGGUUGACGAGGGUGCGGAAGAGGUGCGCGUAGUCAAGAGCCCAAGGGCACGCGACGAUCACAAACGACCUAUCGAGCCAUAUCAAUAA